AUGGUGGAUGACUCUGCACGCGCUCGACUGGACUACCUAUGGGCCACUACAGUGGCUGAUAACGAUUGGGCGUUCCACACGUCCAAGUCGCCAGCCGUGCAGAACUUCGUGGAUGCGGCUGUUGCCUUCGGGAAACAAUACACCCUCCCAUCCCCCUUCAGGGUUUCUGGUGUUUUGCUUCAAAAACUGGUAGCGGAUACCGAGGACCUUGUAAGGCCCCUGAAGGAGAGUUGGAACACUAGCGGCUGCACCAUCUCCGUGGACGGCUGGACCUGCAUGAAGAGCCGUGGACUCGUGUGUGUCAUAGCCCACAAUGACACCGCGCCUGUCAUCGUGAAGACCGUGGACUCCAAGACCGCGAAGAAGACGGGGGAGUACUUGGCCGGCCUCAUCCAGACCUCAAUCGCCGAGGUUGGAGACAAGAAGGUGGUGCAGGUGGUCAUGGACAAUGCGUCCAACAUCCGUAGGGCGGCCGACAUCCUCCGGGACGGUUUUCCUGCAGUGUUUUUCAACAACUGUGCGGCGCACGUCCUGGACCUGAUGCUCCACGACAUCGGGAGGGUCCGUGUUGUGCGGCGAGUGCUCAACCAGGUGCACAGGGUGGUUAUGAUCGUCAAGGGAAGCGCGUCUGCCGUCACGCUCUUCCACGAGUUGUUUAGCACUUUGUCCUUGGUGCGGCCCGGUGCAACACGCUUCGGCACGCAGGUUAUCAUGCUUGCCCGCUUCCUGGAGGUAAAGAAAGCGCUCAAGGAGAUGAUCAUCAGUGAGGAGUGGGAGUCGGUGGCGGUGGCGCGGUCUGAGGAGGGGCGAGCUGUCCGCCAGCUCCUCUUGGAUGAGGUCUUUUGGGAGUGCGCGACAGCGGUCCUCCGCCUCAUGACACCCGUGUAUGAAGUGCUGCGGGUGGUUGACACCCGUGCUCUAGUCAUGGGCCGGAUCUAUGGCCUCAUGCUAGAUGCCACGGUGAAGACAAACAAUGCGGCAGAGGCGGCAGCCAAAAUGAUGAUGAAACGCACCGCUCUCUUGCCGGCCAAAGACAAGCCGGCCUUUCUGGCCGCCAUCAAGGCUAUCAUAGCAAGGAGGUGGGACGCCCAGCUCCACAAUCCACUCCAUGCUAUGGGGUGGCUUCUGAACCCGCGCAAUCAGUACGGCAAAGAGGUGAAGAACGAUCCCGAGGUAAGGCUUGGGGCGGAAGCGGUGAUCCAGGCCCGUGGGGGAGACGUCGCACAACGCGCGCUACUGUUGGCGCAGUUUCAUAAAGGAGAGGGGCUGAUAGGGUCCGAUGAUGCCCGUUGGGCAGCAACGGUGUUGGUGGCGAGUGGGCGCUUGACGGAGGCAGAGUGGUGGCUGAUGUAUGGGGGGGAAUUGCGAGCGCUCAUGGGGAUGGCUGUGACGGUGCUGUCACAGCCAGUCACGUCUUCUGAGGUCGAACGCUACUGGUCCGCCAUUGCACGGGUGCAGAGGCGGGACCGUAACCGCCUCAGUGCCAACAAGAUGAUGGACGUGACUGAGGUGGCGUUCGCCAGGAGGGCCAGGGAUGCUUUCGAUAGGAAAUCACGGCAGAGGGAGAAGCUUUAUGCCGAUCUGGCCAACGGCACCCUCCAGCAAGGGAGUGCCGUGGAACCGGCAGCAGCAGAGGAAGAGGAAGUGGGGGACGACGAGGAGGAGGGAGAGGGGAAUGAGCAGCUAUGCACCAUUGAUUGGGACCUAUUCGGGAACAUUGGGAAGCGGAAGAAGAAGGGGCCAAAGACCGCUAAAAAGAAGAGAAACGGGAAGGCCAAGAAGCCUACCAAGGGAAAGAGGAAGGCAACAUCUGUGCGAGAGGAAGAGGGUGAGGAGGAGGAGGCGGCGGAUAGCAGUGGAGGGGAGGAGGAGAACGUGCCUACCAAGGCUCGAAAUGGCGCGGAUCCUUGGGACAUUAGUGACGGGUCUAGUGGGGAGGAAGAGGAGGAGGCGGAUGAGGAUGAGGAGGAGGAGGAGGAGGAGGAGGAGGAGGAGGAGGAGGAGGAGGAGGAGGAGGAGGAGGAGGAGGAGGAGGAGGAGGAGGAGGAGGAGGAGGAGGAGGAGGAUGAGUAG
This is a messenger RNA of Closterium sp. NIES-65, 2073 nucleotides long. The record is from the annotation of a GenBank genome assembly. Lineage: Eukaryota; Viridiplantae; Streptophyta; Zygnematophyceae; Desmidiales; Closteriaceae.